Molecule: messenger RNA, 1797 nt
Organism: Debaryomyces hansenii CBS767
Lineage: Eukaryota; Fungi; Ascomycota; Pichiomycetes; Serinales; Debaryomycetaceae
Exons: 1
Coding region: 1-1797 (598 amino acids)
Molecular function (GO): protein binding
Source: RefSeq, a predicted model, not a curated record
AUGACUAUCGAUAUAGUAGAUGAUACGAGUAAUAACCUUAAGCGAAAAGUUGGAAGAAGUGGGUCGCAUGGGUAUAAUAAUAGCAACUACUAUAAGUGCUUUCAGAAUUACUAUCAUGGACAUAAUUAUUUAAAUCCAAAUCCACAGUAUAUUACAAAUAUCAAAGUGAGUGUAAAUCACUGGCAACUCCGGGAUUUAAUACAGGUGGACCAACAGAAUGGGAAGCUUUAUCACACCAAGGAUGAUAGCAUAAGAGAGGUGAAUUUGUUGAACAACGAUAAGAUCGGAUCCGAUAAGCACAUGGAAUGGGACUAUUUUCCCAAGUGCUUCAGUCAUACACGGGGAGGCAUAGUGGUUACAGGGGGGCUUUUAUCGUCAUCUUCGAAGGCGUAUUCGAUGAAUCUUCCCAGUUUGUCAUCUACGGAUAAGACGACCAAGUCGUUCCGUACACCAAAGGGGCUCUUCUCGUUUUAUAAUCCGGAAACAGAGAUUAGCGAGACUGUAAAGUUGGGAGAUGUGAUUAAUAAUUCAGUCUCGGUCUAUCCACAUGCAAGCAGCCAGUAUAAAUCGUACGUUUGCAAUAACGAUUCAAACUUGUAUGUGGUUGACAUUAGUGGGGACAGAUUGUCCUUGGAUAAUAAAAUGAACUGCGAGUUGAACACGUCGUUGAAUAACGUAUGCAGAUCACCUACUAACGAUAAACUUGUGACUGUUACGGGUGAUUCCUCGUCUAUUUUCUUGCUUGAUCCUAGCUCAAACUCCAAGAUUAAAACGAUUAAAACCGAUCAUGAUUCCGGGUUUGGUAUUUCUUAUCAUCCUAAUGGACAUCUUUUCGCAACUGCAUUUCAAGAUGGUACAUGUAGUUUGUUUGAUAUUCGAAAUUUAUCUAGUCCUUUGAGUGAAAUAAAGUCCACGAGGCCAGGUCACCAAGCAGGUGCCUUCAGAUGUUGUAAGUUUGCCAACUCCUCUGUUAACGACUUUUUGGUGAUUCUGGAGCAUGUUGGAAGAGUACACCUUUUCGACUUGAGAAAUUUAGGUAAUGAAGAUACCAAUGAUCACCAAGUCAUAGUCUUUCCAUUUGCUUUGGACCAAUUUGCUGACUACAAGGAACAACAGUUGGAAGUUGAAACAAAAUUGUCCGGCGAAGAGAAGGAAUUACAAGACAGCAUUGAGGACGACGACAAAGUUUCUCAUAAGAAGUUUGGCAUUUACGGCGAUUCGAGUAAUUUGUUCAGAUCGAAUGAAAUCGGGGAAAUCAAGCGUAAGUCUGAUUUACAAUUUACUGCACCAUUGGUCUACGAUUAUGACUAUCUAACUAAUGUUAAUCCUAAAUUGUUUAAGAACUACACUUAUCAAACUCCUCCUACGUCGAAUGGCCCAGAUAAUCUGUAUUUACCACCUCCAGAAUUCAACUACCCUCAAUGGAAUACAGACUCUAAUAAUAGCAGCGACGAUAUACCACCUGAAAACACAAGAGCGUCGAUCUCCAUUCCACCUCAGCAACCUGACCCAAACUUUCAAUUUGGUCACAAUAGCACCAUCGAGCAUUUUUCUAAUCCAGGUUCCGCAGAAUCAAGUUCUAAUGCACACACUACCGCUAGGUCGAAUUCGUCAUAUGAUACCUACUAUCAAGAAGCUUACCAAAAAUCAGUCAAUCAUAUACACGGUGAAAUGGAAUUGGCAGGUGUAGAUUGGUUUGAUAGACAAUUAUUGAUAGGCUGCGAAGAUGGUGGGGUUUUAAAUUGGGAUAUCAAUGUACUAGGAAGAAGAAGUUUUGGAAGUUUCUCAUACGUUUAA